UCCGGCUCAGUGUGGGGAAGAAGAGAGAAGUGUAUAAAGCGUGAUGAGAGAGAGAAAGAAGGUAAGAAAGAAGGUUCAAUGGUAGGGAGAGGAAUUUGUAGGUUGCACUUUCCAUUCUUUUGUUGACAUUUUUUUUUUGGGGGCUUCCUUGAGCUCCCGCCAGAGCGUCACACUUUUAAACAUGAGGAAGUAAUUUUUCUUUUUUUUUUUCUUGUGUAAAUUGCGUUUAUCCGAACCAACGGUGGUGAAAAACGGGAGCAGUUGCGUCCUUCAGGGGGGAACCACCGCGCGAGGAAACACACCAACGCCGCCCGAGAGAGAGGUGCUGCAGGAGGAGAAGGGGAGGUGGUGGUGGUGGAGGGAGAUAAUAUAGAACAGAGCAACAUUGGCACCAGCAGCGGAAAAAUAAUAACAGAGGAAAGCUCUGUUGUUUUUUAUUCUACCGGGACGAGCAGGAGCUGAGCGAAAGUGGAAAUAGAGAGGUGUGAGAAAAAGAAAACGCGGGAGAGGAGUAAAUCGAAGGCAACACAAGACUUGAAGCAAGCCCCGACUCACCUGACGCGCUUGCCAGGUGGGACAGCCUGCACUCUCUAAACCCUCUCUCUCUCUCUCUCUCUCUCUCUCUCUCUUCCUCGCUUCCUUUAUCUCACCCUCCUCCUCCUCCUCCUCCUCCUCCCUGGAGAUGGUCCGUUGGCGGGCCCUGCUGCUGCUGAGCUAUCACCUGGCCUCUCUGCUGGCCUCGGCGGCGGCGGGUUCUGAGCGCCAGCGACACCGCGUGCAGCACGGCCCCUGCACCUACACCUUCGUGCUGCCCGAGCUCGACCACUGUCGUCCCGCCCUGUCACCCCUCCAGGACCUCCCCCAGGGGGCGGCCGACGCCCCGCAGAGGGACUCCCCAUCCCAGGCAGGCCCGGGUGUGGAGGACUCCCCCCGGGGGGAGGAGGACACGGAGGGGAGGGCAGCCCGGAUGAAGCACGCCAGGCAGGAGAGGAAGCUGGAGAGCCUGGAGAGCGCCAUGGAGAACAACACGCUGUGGUUGCGGAGGUUGGAGAGCUUCAUCAGGGAGAAUGUGCGCUCCGGUAUGGAGGAGAAGAGGAACGAGGUGCACACACAGACGGCGGCCAUGUUGGAAAUGGGCACCAACCUCCUCAGCCAAUCGGCGGAGCAAACCCGCAAGCUGACGGACGUGGAGACCCAGGUGUUGAACCAGACCAGCCGGCUGGAGAUCCAGUUGCUGGAGUACUCGCUGUUCACCAACCGGCUGGAGAAACACAUCCUGCAGCAGACCCAGGAGAUCUCCCGGCUCAAUGAGAAAAACAGUUUCCUGGAGCAGCGGUUCUCGGCGCUGGAGUCCCGCUACGGCAGGGAGCUCCAGGGGCUGCAGCAGGAGAAGCAGCAGCUGCAGGAGCUCCUGGACAGGCAGAGCCGCCUAGUGGGACAGCUCCAGGGGGAGGUGGACGGCUCCACGGCCAACAGCUCCAUGCUGCAGAGGCAGCAGGCCCUGCUCACCAACUCUGUUCAGCAGCUGCUGGCUAUGGUCAACCACUGCAAUGAGAUCGCCACAACGGCAAAAGAGGAGCAGGCCAGUUUCAGAGACUGUGCAGACAUCCUGCGUUCCGGAGUGAAAGACAACGGGAUAUACAGCAUCCGCCUCCCAAACUCCACCCAAACCGUCAAGGUGUUCUGUGACAUGCAGACCCGCGGCGGGGGGUGGACCGUGCUGCAGCACCGGUGGAACGGCUCGGUGGACUUCCACCGCGGAUGGAGCGACUACAAGGCGGGCUUUGGAGAUCCGUCCGGAGAGCACUGGCUGGGGAAUGACAUCAUCCACCAGCUGACCAGCUCCCAGGACUACAGCCUGCAGGUGCGUCUGAGGGACCGUGGCGGCAGCGAGGUCUUCUCCCAUUACGACCACUUCCACGUGGACGCUGAGGACGCCAACUACAGCCUCCACGCCCAAGGGUUCAGCGGCACAGCGGGGCGCACAAGCAGCCUGACUCACUCCGGCACGGCCUUCAGCACCAAGGACAGGGACAACGACGGCUGCACCUGCAAGUGUGCGCAGAUCGCCUCUGGGGGCUGGUGGUUUGAGGCCUGCGGUCCAUCUAACCUGAAUGGGAUGUACUACCCGGCAUCCUCCACCGUGGUCAGCUACAACGGCAUCAAGUGGUACUACUGGAAGGGCCCCACGCUGAUGGCUACCAUGACAACCAUGAUGGUGCGCCCGGCAAACCUGUAGAGCCGGGAACAUUCUGUUCAUUUGUUGUGUGUGUGUGUGUGUGUGUGUGUGUGCGUAUGCGUGCGUGCGUGUGUGUGUAUGUA
Molecule: messenger RNA, 2322 nt
Organism: Gadus morhua (Atlantic cod)
Lineage: Eukaryota; Metazoa; Chordata; Actinopteri; Gadiformes; Gadidae
Gene: angpt2b
Product: angiopoietin 2b
Exons: 9
Coding region: 683-2239 (518 amino acids)
Source: RefSeq, a predicted model, not a curated record